AAGCGAAAUUGCCAGCUCAUCACAAUUUCUAGAAUAUUAAGUCGCAAGGAAUAGGGGAAUCCCCCGACGACUAGUACUUACAGUGAGCCAAUCGGGUCACUCAAACUCCGAUUUCACGAUUGUCAUUGGUGGAUCUGAAAGGUGCUUCUUCAGCAAAUUCUCAUUUCGUCUCUUUUUAAGCCAAAAAUUCGGUAUAUAUCAUCAAUCCAGUCAUGGGUUUUCAAGGGACAGGCUGCAGAGAACACCUCUCUUGUCCUGUUUCGUCUUCGUAAAGCGUCCUUUAAUGGACAGAAUGGAUGACACCGCUGAAUUUGCCAUUUUUCACUACGGAAGCGCGGUCGAAGCCGAGUGCCCUAACUGUGGAGACGUCCAAAUACCUUCCACUGGCUUCACCAACAUUUCGUGCCCAAUAUGUAAUGGGGUUCUCUCCGUGAACAAUAACUCUCACCAUUCCCAAGUUAUUCGAAGUAGUGACCAUCGUGAGGGGAACCUACUUCCCCAAGACGACACAGACGAAAUGAACCAAGAAACCCAAGCGGGAAUUCGAAUUCCAUAUCCGCCAAGCAGUCCAACCGAAGAUCCUUCCAUGCAAUCGCUCACGGCCUCUUUCCUACAAGUUUCGACAGAGCAUACCGCUUCAGGUGUACCCCUACAAGAGGGUUUUGAUGAGAGUUUAACAUUUGGCUGCCCCCCAUCUUUGGAACGAGUUCAACAAAGCUCGGGGAAACUUUCGAAAACUCCAUCAGAGGGACAUAAUGAUGAUGAAGUCGUCGACAUUUGCCACACUUGUGGUAAGUUGAAUUCAGACCACAAGUGUCUUCAGUGCUGUCUGGCGGUUUUCAAGAGGGGUAUUAUCUCUCGAAAGGAACCAAGUUUCGGCAUCUAUUUUAUUCCAUGUGACAAGUUUCACUUGCUGUCAACCUUUAAUGUACAACAUAUUUUGGCUAGAAGUGAGGAAAGACUCUUUCCUGGUGCCUGCAUCAAGCUUGCCAUUAAAUACAAUGGGCUGCAAAACACACUUCACGAAGACAGAGUGAAGAUGACCCUAGUGACUGGAAAAGCAAAAUUGCUCAUUAUUAUUCCAACCAAGUCCAAUACGCCACUUAUUCACCCUUUGCAGCAAGACUACUCAGUAACUGGAAUGCCAACACUGGACAGAGAAGCCUUGCGUAGCUGUCACGUGGAUCUAAUUGAAAAUAUUGAUGAUCUGUCAUCUAUAUGUGCCUACCUUUAUCAGUACAACAUCUUAACUGCUAAUGAUAAAGCAUUUCUGAAAUCUUUUCAACACCCAGCAGAGGCAAUUGACCAAUUGUUAACGAUGAUUCCAAAAAAAGGGAACAUUUUGAAUAUUUUCAUCUACAUUUUGCAGCAGUCACGUGGAAAUCAAGAGGCUGCAAAAAUUUUGGUUCAAAAGUAUUUGGGAAUUGCAGAGAGAAAAUAACAAAAAAAAUAGAUUUUCUAAUGCCAGGGGAGUCUUUGUAUUGUUUUGUUAAUGUACACUCAUAAGCAUUGAAGAAGUUCUUUCACUUCGGGUUUUUUAUGAGUUUGUUGAACUAGCAGAUACCAUGAUGUCAGCAUAGCUUUAGUCACUUUGUUUAAACAGAGAUCUGGCAAUAAAGCUCCCAUUGAUAAAAAUG
Orbicella faveolata is the source of this 1637-nucleotide messenger RNA. RefSeq lists its product as uncharacterized. NCBI's taxonomy places the organism in Eukaryota, Metazoa, Cnidaria, Anthozoa, Scleractinia, Merulinidae. The record is from RefSeq and is a predicted model, not a curated record. Gene Ontology annotation, biological process: regulation of apoptotic process.